This is a messenger RNA of Mauremys mutica (yellowpond turtle), 636 nucleotides long. Its product is annotated as interleukin-17F-like. Gene Ontology annotation, biological process: inflammatory response. The transcript is spliced from 3 exons. Gene Ontology annotation, cellular component: extracellular region. Gene Ontology annotation, molecular function: cytokine activity. The record is from RefSeq and is a predicted model, not a curated record. NCBI's taxonomy places the organism in Eukaryota, Metazoa, Chordata, Testudines, Geoemydidae. The coding region runs from base 1 to 513 and encodes 170 amino acids.
AUGGCUUUUGCAAGACACCCCUCACUGGUCAGGACACUGCUGCUAGUGCUGAUCCUGGUGCUCUCGGCUAAGAAUUCAGCCCAUGGGAGGGCUGUACGGACUGGACCCAACAAGGAAGGAGGCACUGAUGAGAGCGUGAGCAACGGCUGCCCGCCCCAAAAGAAUUCCAGAUUCCCUCUAAGUGUGAAAGUCAACAUACACAUCAGCAGCUCCAGUCAUGCAAUCAGAAUGGCUCAUGAUGUCAGGAACCGGUCUAUAUCUCCUUGGGAUUACAGCAUUACCAAGGAUCCCAACCGGUUCCCUGAAGUGAUCGCCGAGGCCAAGUGUCGCCAUUUCAGCUGCGUGAACGCCUUGGGGCAGGAGGACUACAGCAUGAACUCCGUCCCCAUCCAGCAGGAGAUCCUCGUUCUCCGACGGGAACAGAGAGGCUGCCAGCACUCCUACCGGCUGGAGAAGCAGCUCAUCACCGUAGGCUGUACCUGCGCUGUGCCUGUUCUCCGACAUCAGUCCUAAGAGGGUCAGGAGAAGGAAGACACAUGGACAGCUUGCCAGUGUAACAAAACGACAUGUGUAACAAAUUUGUGAUUACUCUGAUCAGUCAGAUCCUCAUGAAAUUUAACCUGACUUUUCAAUACA